Molecule: messenger RNA, 1359 nt
Organism: Betta splendens (Siamese fighting fish)
Lineage: Eukaryota; Metazoa; Chordata; Actinopteri; Anabantiformes; Osphronemidae
Gene: nfil3-6
Product: nuclear factor, interleukin 3 regulated, member 6
Exons: 2
Coding region: 213-1079 (288 amino acids)
Biological process (GO): circadian rhythm; regulation of DNA-templated transcription
Cellular component (GO): nucleus
Molecular function (GO): DNA binding; DNA-binding transcription factor activity
Source: RefSeq, a predicted model, not a curated record
GGGGAGGGGCGGGCCCACGAACACGCAGCCGCACGGUCCGCUGGUUCAAGUGAGGAUAGGAACCGUCCUGAGCUGAACUCAUCGUUACAAAUAGGAGCUGCGUCUCUCCAACUGGAGCAGAGCAGCAGCGCGGCGGCGAACCGGACCCACGCAGAGAAAACGGACCGAACCCAGGUGGCACUGCAGCUCCGUCCGACCCGAAGCAGCCAGCGAUGUUCGAGGACGGGUCCCAGCAGGAAGCGCUGGAUUCUCCUGCAGAAGGAGAGAUGCUGGCGGACGAGGCCGCGUCCAUCCGGACCUCCAGCAGCCUCGUGGCCCGCUCCCUGCUGGGCCGCAGCUCGCCCAUCAAGCGCAAGGACAGCCCCACGUCCGCCGGGCGCCGGAAGCGCGAGUUCACCCCCCACGACAAGAAGGACGAGGGCUACUGGGACAAGAGGAGGAAGAACAACGAGGCGGCCAAGCGCUCGCGGGAGAAGCGGCGCGUCAACGACAUGGUGCUGGAGGGCCGGGUUCUGGCUCUGCUGGAGGAGAACGCUCGGCUCAGGGCUGAGCUGCUGGCUCUGAGGUUCCGCUUCGGGCUGGUCCAGGACCCGUCCAAUGCCCCCAUCCUGCCCCUCACCUCCGCUCCUCCAUGUCACCUCCACAGGGACGACAGGGGCCCCGCAUCCGAGGACUCCGGCUUCUCCACCCCAGGGGGCUCCAGCGUGGGCAGCCCUGUGUUCUUUGAAGACCGCCUGAGCGACCCGGGCAGGUUCUCCCCUCACAGGCCGGAGGAGCUGGGCUACGACCCGCACCACCCGCCGGACCAGGCGGAGGCCAUGAAGAACCUUCCUCACAAGCUGCGAUUCAAGUCGCCUGGCGGCGGGGACGGGGGGGGCGCCUCCAGAGCGCUGAGCUCCGCUGAGGCAGGAGCAGGGCCCUGGAGGCAGCAGGGGGAGGGGGAGGGGGAGGGGGAGGGGGGGGCCCGCAGCACCCCCCCACAGGACACUUACCUCAAGUCCCAGCUGCACUCUCUGAGCGAGGAGGUGGCGCAGCUCAAGAAGCUUUUCACAGAGCAGCUCAUGGCCAAAGCCAAAUGAGGACCAGCGCCGCUGGAGGGGCGGGGCCUCCAGUUCUGCUGGGUGUCGUGUGCGUCAGCACAAAGUGGAAGCGCUUACAUGUCAUCAUUACUUAGUUGAACUGGGCCUCACUCCUGAGUGGUUCUGGCAGGGACCCGAGCACAGCUGCCAGAACCGCUUAAUGUGUGUGAAACCCAGUGACGUCAGGACGAAUGUGCACAGGUCCGGUCCAGAUGUUCUCUGUACCCGAGUAUAUAAUGUCAGCUGUUUGUGUUUCAUAAUAAAAUAGUGUCAAAGAAAA